GCAUCGCUACGCCCGAGAAAAGAUGCCCUAUUAUGCCUAUCAUUGUAAGCCGAUAGGCCCCCCGUUGCCAAUGUUCGUUAAGAAAAGACUUCCGAGGUAUGGAUCCCAAUUUGUCCCACUUUACGGGUCAAAGUUGAUUUCCUCCAGAAACAUCCCACUCUACAGACGGGGGAUUUGGGUGACGCCAUACUCAGUGGCCCAUGUAGCUGGGUAUCAACCCCGGACCAUCCCUGUGGACUUCGACGCAUGCCUGACCAAGUUCUCAAAACUGAGAAUGACCGGGAAUCUGGUGAGGUCCGAUGUAGAGGACUACCCAUACCAAAUUCAGAGUACAGCUGGAUACGACGGCACGACCAAAGGUCCACACGGCCCCAUCCACAAGGGUUCUUUGCCUUGUGUGGUUCCUGAGCGUGUUCCUCGGAUGACCAAAGGCCCCGUGCUUUAUUCCUCCAGAGAUCUUCACCCGGGCUUAACCCAGGUCCCACGUGUCUCCAGACGACCAACCUUCUACGCCUCUGAAGAGCCUCUGCUUUGCUCCAGUAAGGAAGAACUAUCCCAGAGGACCAAAAAACUCAACACACAGUAUCCAUCCAAGGUCCCUCAAGGAAACCGAGGCAGAGAUUCGGAUCUCCCCCAGGUCGAUGACCCGCUGCAACCUGAAGCAAAGAUCUCCUCCCAACCCAGGGCCACCAAAGGUUCACGGGUCAUCGCCACAAAGGUCCCACGCGCCAACUUCCUGACGCUCUCGCAUUCGUUCAUCAAGAGAGGGGCCCGUUCCUUUUUGACGAAAACCUCCCAAAAUCAUUUCUACAGAGGUUCGCGAGCUUCCCUGGUCAAACCUUCUCGGACCUCCUUGGUCAAAGGCUCCCAGCCCAGCCUUGCCCACACGGCCCCCAAAAACCUGUCCAAAACGGUGAAAAUUUCAAGCACUGGGAAGAAAUAUUCCUCAUCAGUCAACUGGCCAUUUUGA
This is a messenger RNA of Notechis scutatus (mainland tiger snake), 970 nucleotides long. RefSeq lists its product as uncharacterized. The record is from RefSeq and is a predicted model, not a curated record. Lineage: Eukaryota; Metazoa; Chordata; Lepidosauria; Squamata; Elapidae.